CGUGACUCCCACUCUUAACGACGAGAGGCCAUUUUCUUUUCUCGAUAUACUCGAUUGGAUACCGCAAUUCGAAGACUUGGCUCUUUGCUGAAUCUUAGACCCUAAUAUGAUAUAAUUUUCUUCCCGCGACUGCUUAAUCCCCAGCAUUACCCUCAGUGCCACUACCCGACACCAUGCCUCCCAAAGCAGUCGGCGACCCCAGCGACGAUGCCUAUGUUGCACAGGUCCUUGCACGGGAAGCACGGGAUAGCUCCUUGAAAUAUUCGGCGCAUGGAUUAGAAGCGUAUAUGCCCAAAAGGCCUACAGGUGCCGCUCCUAAACCGAAUACUCGAUUCCUCCGAAAUAUCAUCCGAGAAACAGACAAUCAUAAUGCAGCAUUGAAACGGAAAGAAGAACGGGAGGCCCGGGAGCGAAUGCGACAGUUGAAGACCCAAGCAUCGUCCUCUUCGUCGCAAGAUGCGAAACGCGAACAGCGUCGCAGCCAACGUACAUCAGACGAUCGGGAAUCGCGGCACGAUAGGAGGCGAGAUCGCGAGGGAAAAUCCAGCUCUCACCGGAGGAGGCAUAGAAGUCGUUCAGUAUCUACAGAGAGGGACCAAUCACACAGGAGCCGACGAAGACGCGAAGCUAAGGAUACCGAUGACGACCGGUAUAGAUACUCUAGGAAGAGUCGUCGCAAUCAAUCGUAUUCCCGGUCUAGAAGCCGAUCCCCAGCGGAUCGGGAUGCCGAUUCUCGCAGUCGUCGCCGACGGUAUCGCAGUCGCUACGAUUCUUUGUCGCGAUCCCGUUCCCGGUCCCCGGUAGCUUCUGACAGGCGCAGGAAUAAAGAUCGUGAGCGCGGGAGUCACAGGAGUUCUCGUGGACAGGAGCCUUCUAAAAGGCACCGUACAACAUCACUCAAAGAGCAAUCGCCGCUUCGUGCGCCGCCCCCGGAGAAUUCACCUUCGGAUAAUGAGUCGGAUCCUCUAGAAGACCUUGUCGGGCCCCUACCGGCGAAAGAUGAUAAUGAUGACUAUCCUGCGCCGAUUCGUUCCCGGGGUCGAGGUGCCUACAAGCCCAACAUGAGCAACAUUGAUGCACACUUUGCGCCCGACUACGACCCCACUACGGAUGUGCACUUGGAGGAGGAUGGCGGGCAGGCAGGCAGCAGGACUACUCGCCGGCCCGUCCCAGGUUUAAUGAAUGGCGAUGAUGACUGGGAACUUGCUCUCGAAGCGCUGCGUGAUCGGGCUCGAUGGAAGCAGAGAGGCGAGGAGAGGCUGCGGGAAGCUGGCUUCAGUAACGACUUCGUAGACCGGUGGAAGAGUAACACUACCUCCACGCCAGGAGAAGACUCAGAGGGCAGGUUAGAGGACGUGAAGUGGUCGAAGAAAGGCGAGGGUCGAGAGUGGGAUCGGGGCAAGUUUGUCGACGAGGACGGGCAUAUUGAUGUUAAGGCUUCUUGGUAGCAUUGGUGGUUUGGGGAGUAUAUGCAUGUCUACCUAAGUGGUGGGCUUUCAGCAUCCCGGUAUUCUAUAGGCCACUUUAUUUUUACGAUGAUAUCCAUUGAUACGGGCUACGUGCUGUGUAUCUGCCCAUUAUG
Messenger RNA from Aspergillus ibericus CBS 121593, 1582 nucleotides. RefSeq lists its product as uncharacterized. The record is from RefSeq and is a predicted model, not a curated record. The transcript has 2 exons. NCBI's taxonomy places the organism in Eukaryota, Fungi, Ascomycota, Eurotiomycetes, Eurotiales, Aspergillaceae. The coding region runs from base 174 to 1448 and encodes 424 amino acids.